This is a messenger RNA of Colletotrichum graminicola M1.001, 249 nucleotides long. Its product is annotated as LSM domain-containing protein. Bases 1 to 249 code for a protein of 82 amino acids. Gene Ontology annotation, molecular function: RNA binding. Gene Ontology annotation, biological process: mRNA splicing, via spliceosome. The transcript has 6 exons. Gene Ontology annotation, cellular component: U6 snRNP; Lsm1-7-Pat1 complex; U4/U6 x U5 tri-snRNP complex. NCBI's taxonomy places the organism in Eukaryota, Fungi, Ascomycota, Sordariomycetes, Glomerellales, Glomerellaceae. The record is from RefSeq and is a predicted model, not a curated record.
AUGGCGGCACAACUCCUCCCUCUGGAACUCAUCGACAAGUGUGUCGGCUCGAGAAUUUGGGUUGUCAUGAAGGGCGACAAGGAGUUCAGUGGCACACUCCUCGGGUUCGAUGACUACGUCAACAUGGUUUUGGAGGAUGUCACAGAAUUCGACUACUCGGGGAAUCACACGAAGCUGUCCAAGAUUCUUCUGAAUGGCAACAACAUUUGCAUGCUGAUUCCUGGAGGGGAGGGACCAGUGAACGCAUGA